AUGGUAAGAGCGUGUGGUGUGCUCAACUGUACAUCGACGGGUAAUAUGCCAUCUCAUAUUUUCCCGAUAAAUACACAGAUUCGUGAAAAAUGGAUAAAAAGUUUAAUUUUGAAACCCUACAAAGAAAAUGAAAUUAAUAAACUGCGAGUAUGUUAUAAACAUUUUAAGGAAAGUGAUUAUAUUGGUAGUUCUAAGCUUCGAAGAUUAAUUCGGACUGCUGUUCCCUUUAUGACAACAGAUACAACACAAAUAAACAAUAUUACAAAAAGUCAGAAAAAGAAAGUAUUGCAACAUCAUGAAACAUUUACUGUUGACUUACAACGGAAUGUCGCACAGAUGCAAAUGAACAUAGAAUUAUCUGAACAAGAGAAACAGCAGGAGAAUGUCACUCAGAUGCAAAUAGAUAUAGAAAACUUGUCUGAACAAGAAGAGAAACAGCAAGAAAAUGUUGCUCAGAUGCAUAUAGACAUAAAAAACUUGUCUGAACAAGAAGAGAAACAGCAAGAGAAUGUAGCUCAGAUGCAUAUAGACAUAGAAAACUUGUCUGAACAACAAGAGAAACAACAUGAGAAUGUUGCACAGGUGCAAUUAAACAUAGAAAGAUUGUCUCGACAACAAGAGAAACAGCACGAGAAUGCUGCACAGGUGCAAUUAGACAUAGAAAGAUUGUCUCAACAACAAGAACAGCACGAGAAUGUUGCCCAGGUGCAAUUAAACUUAGAAAGAUUGUCUCAACAACAAGAACAGCACGAGAAUGUUGCCCAGGUGCAAUUAAACUUAGAAAGAUUGUCUCAACAACAAGAACAGCACGAGAAUGUUGCCCAGGUGCAAUUAAACUUAGAAAGAUUGUCUCAACAACAAGAACAGCACGAGAAUGUUGCCCAGGUGCAAUUAAACUUAGAAAGAUUGUCUCAACAACAAGAACAGCACGAGAAUGUUGCCCAGGUGCAAUUAAACUUAGAAAGAUUGUCUCAACAACAAGAACAGCACGAGAAUGUUGCCCAGGUGCAAUUAAACUUAGAAAGAUUGUCUCAACAACAAGAACAGCACGAGAAUGUUGCCCAGGUGCAAUUAAACUUAGAAAGAUUGUCUCAACAACAAGAACAGCACGAGAAUGUUGCACAGGUGCAAUUAGACAUAGAAAGAUUGUCUCAACAACAAGAACAGCACGAGAAUGUCACUCAGCUGCAACUAAACAUAGAAAGAUUGUCUCAACAAGAAAGUUUCAUGCAGUUGCAAACAAGUAUAGAAAAAUUAUCCCAAAUACAAAUACAACAUUGUAAUCAAAUACAAGAACUAAAACAAAAUAUCCGACUUUUUAAAACGCACCAAAAUUCACAAGCAAGAAGUUCUAAUCUGGCAAAAAUAACACGGAGGAUGAAUUUGUCUCCAACAGCACAAACAUUUUAUGACAAUAAUAUAAAAUUGAAAGCGCAAAAGAGACGUAUGAAAAGGGCUAUAAACAGAAUGAAACUAAAAAACAAAAUUGAGAAAAUAGUAUUAAAUAGGGGAAAAUAUAAAGACCGAGUGGAUAGAACUACAAAAAUACGAGAAAACUUCAUCAAUAUGAUGAUGAGAAAUAAUGACAUCUCACCACAGGUAACAUAA
Cyphomyrmex costatus is the source of this 1608-nucleotide messenger RNA. Its product is annotated as putative mediator of RNA polymerase II transcription subunit 26. Lineage: Eukaryota; Metazoa; Arthropoda; Insecta; Hymenoptera; Formicidae. The transcript has a single exon. The record is from RefSeq and is a predicted model, not a curated record. Bases 1 to 1608 code for a protein of 535 amino acids.